UGACAAUUUUUUUUUUAAAAUAUUUAAUUAAACAAAAUUCGCACAAUCUAGAAAAUAAGUGAUUUAUAGCAAAAUUUAAUAAAAUUAUUAGUUUGUUUUUCAUUAUAAAAUAUUAUUGUAUAAGAGUAAACUUUUUCUAAUCAUGUCUACGAGAGGAAGCGGUAGACUUACUAAAGAGAUUUCCAUUUACAAUUAUCCAGAACAUUUAAAUCCUUUUUAUAAAGAUGAUCAACAUUGGCGCUUGAGAUCUUGGGCAUUAAAAAAACUUGGUCUUGCUCCGAAGAGUGGUUCCUCUGAUACUAGGCUAACCGGUAAGCGGUCAUCAACUUUGGGAAUUAAUAAAACCUCAGAAAGUCCACCAGAAAGCCCAAGACGUGACGUUGAAGAAACUAAAAUAGAAUCGUUCCGUAGUACCAACACUGAUACUAAUUCUCGAAGUAUGUCCGGAGGUGCAGAGGACAUCACACCAAAAGAUUGGCUUGGAUUACAACAUGAUAAAAGCUUAGUUGGUACAAAAUCAUCAACUUCAAUGCAAGUCAGAAAACGGUCGUUGGGAAGCAGAAAGUCAACUAAUCCAUUUGAAUCGGACGAUGAAGCAACGAGCCAGGAGAUCUGCGCAUCUUCAUCGGAUAUAUCUCCGUUAAUUAUGAAUAGAUCAAAUACUGGACAGCUAACCGAUUCAAAAUUUGACAUGAAUCCUGUAGCAGAAAAUUCACGAAUUCCUAAAAUUUUGUUGCAACAACUUCGUUCAGUUAACGUAAAUCAUGGAAAUGAUAGUGGCAUUGUCAUGAAAAAAGCAUCCGAUUGUAGUCAGUUUUAUGAAAAAGAAAAUAUGUUAUGCACAAAUCUUAUGGAAGCAGAACGCAAUGGAGUUGGUGGAGAUAUAGCAGCCGGUGUAGUACCAAAAAAAUCGGGAAAAUGCGAUUGUGACAUAUUAUCAAAUUCUGUGGCUAUGAAAACUGAUGAGAACAACAUAUCAGUGAAGAAAGGUGUCACAGUUAAAGAACUAUCUUUCUUGGCAAAAAUCAGGAGAACUUUUACAAGAUCUCAUUACCAAAAGUCUAAAAGUAUUUCACAAACAGUGAAUACUGAAUCUAAAAUUGAAGAAAAUCCUCACUUUGAAGUACAAUUUGAAGACGCAGAUUCAGCACAAGAAGUAAUUGAAGCAUCUGAAUCAAAUAGUGGACGAGGCCUAAAAACUGUUGACAUUCUGGAAAAAGCUGCCAAUAUUAUAAAAAUAUCAAAUAGAAUUAAAAGAAUGAAUUCGAAAUUUAAAAAUGUUGGAACUGAAGACCUCAAUAAACUUCGAAUAGUGGAAGAUGGAGAAGAAGAUCUAUUAAAUAAUCUUCGCAUAGUAGAAGAUGAAGGAGAAGAUUUAUUAAAUGCAAGAUUUAAAGAACAACAAACUUUUGAUAAAUUGGUAGCAAAACAUGACGCAGUAUCUAAACACCCCAAUAAUUUACGUAUAGUAGAGGAUAUAGAAAAAGAUUUAACGAAUAAAGCUGGUUCCAGGAUGAUUAGAGAACAACAAUUGUUAAACAGUUUGUCAUCAAUAUAUAGACCAGGAACUGAACACCUCAUUCAGCUGCGUAUCGUAGAACCUGGAGAAGAAAAACUACUAAAUGCAGCAGAUUUCAGGUUUAAGGAACAGCAACCACUUAAUAAAUUAGCAACAAUACAUAGACCAGGUGUAAGACCAUUACUUUUUGGUCGCUUGAAACCAGUUAAAGUACCAGAAAUUUUUAACGAUACGAUUGCUGAAAAUAAAGUAGAUAAUGAUUUUAAUGAAAAUAAUAAAUCGAUCUGUUUGUUAACAAAUCACAUAUCAGGAAUAAACUCUUCUCUCUAUGGACAAGUCAAAACCAUAAACGCGUUUAUACCAAAAAUCAAUGAAUUUGUCACCACUGAGUCUAAAGGUGCUAAAAUCUUCGAUGAAAUAAAAGAAUCAAACAGGUUACUUGAUUUUGCCAAGCAGAGGAAGAGCAUAAAAAAUUAUGAUGGCAUGACAUACAAACAAAUCGAAGAAAAAGUUUGUAAAAUAGGGGAAAAACGAAAGAGGUAUUUCGAUUUUGUCAGUGAUCAGUGUAAUCUGGGGUUAUCUAAAAGAUUUAAGUCAUGCGAAGGCAAUGUCCAAUCCCAUAAUGAAGAUUUUCUUAAUACUUGCUCAGCUACAAUCAGCAGACAAAAAUCAAUACUUAAUGGAUUUAAAUAUAAAGGCAGAAAUAUAACUGGCCAAAUAACACCAUUGGUAAAAGAUAGAUGUUUAUGUUUACAUUCAGAGGCAACCCCAAAUCGAAACUCUACCAAACCUAACAAAAAACUAAAUAAAGAUAUCUAUGUGAAUGACAAGUUAACUCACGACUAUUACAAUAUAUUACGUAUAACUGAAGAAGGUGAUUUGGUUGAUAGUGGGUACGGUGGAAGUCCGAGCUUUGGUUCAAAUGUAGUACGCAUGCAGUCUGUAGAUGGAGGCGGAAGCGACGAAAAGGAACGGCAGAUUUCAGGGUUUAAGAGAUUUAAUUUUGACACAAUUGACCUCUCUAAAAAAAAUUGGCAAUUUUCUACUCUGACAACUUUUCAAAAGUCUAGUGCACAUCUCAAUAUGGUACAGGCAAAAGAUAAGUAUUUUAAAAGUCCGGUAAAAGGACAAAAUAAGCAGGAUAUGGAAACAGAAGUUGAUAAAAUGACUAAAAUAUGUAGUAGUGACAGCAAGAAGUUAUAAAGACUAUAAGUCUUAUGGCUACAGAUAAUGGUUGUUCUUUUUGUCUGUUGAUGUGGAUUUGACACAUCUACCUGACGAAUGAUCAAAAUUAAUAACGCUUCAAACUUUCAAUCGUUUUUUUUUAUAAUUAAAGAAAUUUUUAAUGAAAUAGUUUUUUUCAAAUACCUAUUUCAGAAAAACAAUCUAAGAACUAACAAUUUUCUUGCUACAUUUCGGAGUCUUAAAUUCUUGGUGUUUGGUUUAAAUAUGGAAAGUCAUUUGUGGUGUAAUAAUAAUUUUUU
Molecule: messenger RNA, 3003 nt
Organism: Teleopsis dalmanni
Lineage: Eukaryota; Metazoa; Arthropoda; Insecta; Diptera; Diopsidae
Exons: 5
Coding region: 143-2722 (859 amino acids)
Source: RefSeq, a predicted model, not a curated record